AUGACUAAUGUUAUUUAUAAAUUUGCAGGGGUAUUUCAUGAACUGGAAAAAAUUAUGAAUAAUUCCCAUUCAAGUGAAAAAAGUCCCAAUGAAGAUAAUUUUAAAGAAAUUAAAGAAAAUACAUUUAAAGAAUUUAGUAAUAUUGAAUCCAUAUGCAAAAAAUUUGAUUAUUAUACAACUAGUAUACAGGGAAAUCAUUCAUCUAGCAUGUUAAACGAAUCAAGUUGCAUAUAUUUGUAUUAUUGGCUAUAUUAUUAUAAGAAUGAGAAAAGGAAUAUUGAGAACGUUAAAAAACUUUACAAGGCAUUGAUCAAGGCUGAUUCUACAAGCCAUCAAAAUUUAUGCCCAAGAAGUGGUUACACGAAAAUUUCGGAUGAUGAAAUGUCAAAGCUCAAAGAUCUGCAUGACAUGUACACUUAUCUAAAUAAUAUACAGAAUAAUGGUACUUCUCAAUGUAAUGAUAAAUGCAGUUGUGCCAAAAAAUGUGCUGAUCUGUAUAUGAAAUACAAGAACGCAUGUGAAUCCAAUAAUAACUCUGGUUUCUGUAAUGAGUUAAAAAAUGUUACGGAUAAAUAUAAUGCACUAAGUACAACUAAAUGUUCUGGACAAUUAACAUAUAUAAUGUUACCUUUGUUCAAAAGAAAUCAUACAAGUGUUCGUAUUGCAAUUACAAUUUUUGUGAUCUUAUUAAUAUCAAUAACUUUAUUAGUUGUGCAUAAAUUUACCCCAUAUAUUUCAUGCUUUCAAGGAACAUUAAGAAGAAAACGAAAUAAGUGGAAUAAUAUAGAUGAAGAUUAUGACAUAUUCCAAUCGUACAAUAAUGAGAGCAAUUCUACCAUAAAGAGUAGACACCAUAUAUUAUAUCUUAAAGACUAA
This is a messenger RNA of Plasmodium gonderi, 876 nucleotides long. RefSeq names its product variable surface protein. NCBI's taxonomy places the organism in Eukaryota, Apicomplexa, Aconoidasida, Haemosporida, Plasmodiidae. The transcript is spliced from 3 exons. The record is from RefSeq and is a predicted model, not a curated record. The coding region runs from base 1 to 876 and encodes 291 amino acids.